Messenger RNA from Mytilus californianus (California mussel), 3184 nucleotides. RefSeq names its product rab3 GTPase-activating protein catalytic subunit-like. Gene Ontology annotation, biological process: positive regulation of GTPase activity. Lineage: Eukaryota; Metazoa; Mollusca; Bivalvia; Mytilida; Mytilidae. Gene Ontology annotation, molecular function: GTPase activator activity. The record is from RefSeq and is a predicted model, not a curated record. The coding region runs from base 46 to 3084 and encodes 1012 amino acids. The transcript is spliced from 24 exons.
UCUGUUGUUAUUUCCCUUAGAAGAAGAAAACGUCAACAAGAAAGAAUGGCAUCUGAUGAAGAUGCAGAUGUUUUUGAAAUAACAGACUUUACAACCGCCUCAGAUUGGGAAAGAUUUAUAGCCAGACUUGAAGAAGUUUUACAUGAAUGGAAAUUAGUGAAUAAUAAACCCAAGCCACCUGCUGCUAAGGAUGAAUUUACUACUGGGGAAUGGUUGGAAAAGACAGAUGACAUAUGUUUUGCUGAUUUUAAGUUUCUUAUAACAUAUCACUAUUUAAAUGUAUCUGGUAGCAAGUCAGAGUCACUAGAUAGACAAAGUCCUGACAAUGAUGUGGAGGAAGAGGAGAAAAAAGAAGAUGAGACGCCAACAGUUCUAACAGAUCUAAUGAGUACAGAUAAUGACUUCCCAUCAAAGGCACAUUGUCUUGUCAGACUGUAUGGUUUACAAGAAUUUAUAGUAAUUACACCAGCAGAUAGGAACAAGGCAAUAGACAGCGAGAGUAGAGCUAAAGUUUUACUCAGUUCUGUAUCAGUGGCACUAACCAAUUCAUCAAGUUCAAUACCUGUGUUUAUACAGAUACAACAGCCCUGGAGACAGAUGUAUUGUGGGACCAGUGUUAUGUCUGAGAUGUCUGUAGAGUUUGAUGUCAUACAUUUGGCUCGUAUACCACAACAGUAUUCGCAUCUAGCUGGUCUUCUUGAUGUCUUUAAGUCAAAACUGGCAACACAAGCGACACCUAGACCAACUGUAGACGUAGCUGUCAGAUUUUCCUAUCAGCUCCAGGAGUGGGUUAACUCCCCUUGGCCACAGGAACCACCAGAUUUAUCAUCUCCUAUGGAAGAUGAAAUUGGUUGUUCUUCUUUCGGUUGUCUUCCCUUUGGUGCAAUUGAGGAUCCUAUCAGUGCUCUACAAUUGUUUUGUUCCUGGUAUAGUCUGUCGGAGGAUAUGAUUGUUGAAAACCAAAAUUAUAGUGAUCUUGAUCCACUUCUAGCACCUCAGUGGACAGCAAAAAUAAAAAAGACUGAAGAUCCACAAUGUUUACUAGGGACUUAUAUACACAAGUUUUUAAAGCACUGUUACAGUAAGGAGACGACAAGAGAUUUGUUGUGGAACAUUUUAUCUGAGGAAGUAGAAAAUGAUGCAUCAGCAGAUAUAAGUCAAGCUUUACACAGACUGACGGAAAACAAAGUUGGUUAUAACAUUCCAUCACUUAGUAAUGUUGUAUCUAAAGCAGGAAGUAGAUUAGCUGUCAAACAGGCAGAGGCACCUAUAUCUCAAGAUACCAUUAGUGACAUACUGUUGUUUUUGUUUCCUGAUGCCAAAGAUCCAUUAGAGAAAGCAAAUGAUGACAGUGAGACAGAAAACACAUGUGAAAAUAACAAUCCUUCAAAGUUUACAGCAUUGUUAGAGUCAUUACCUAAGCGAUUAAAGACAGCACCUACAGAUAGCUUAGUUUACAGAUUAGCUGUGUGUUUUUGUAUAGUGAACAAAAACUAUGGAGGUCUCAAGGGGUUAGCUCAGCUGUGGCAGGAGUUUGUACUGGAAAUGAGGUACAGAUGGGAGAACAAAUAUGAAUUAGAAGGAGUAAGUAAAUCUGCUCCACACUUAGGGUCAUGUCUACUUUAUCAGAAAUUACAGAUGUUAAAUAGUUGUAUAGAUAAAAAGAUUCAGAGAGAAACUCUUUUCAAAGGAUAUACUAGUCAAACCAAUCUAGAUUCAAACUCUUCUGAAAUGGAGGUAGAAAACAAUAGUGAAUCAAAUGGCAAAUGUGAAAGUGAAAAUAAAAAAAGAAAAGAAGGUUGUUCAAAUAAGUUAGACAGAAAAACUAGUGAUAGUUCAGCAGAUGAUGAUGAUGAAUUCUAUGAAUGUCAAGACUCUCCUUCUAAAUCACCAACAGAAUCAGAUAAAGAUGUUGAUGAAAAAGAAGAUUCUAGUGAAACAAUGGACACUUCACAGAGUGAAUCAUCAUCAUUUGUGGACUCGGUGACACAUAAACCUGAAGGACGGCUUUCUGCAUUUAAUGAUAUUCAGUUAUUAAGUACAGGAGAACAGUUAUAUAUACCUGUUACCCAGGAGCCAGCUCCUAUGACAGAAGAUAUGUUAGAAGAACAUGCUGAAAUACUUGCCAAGUUAGGAACUUCUGCAGAAGGGGCACAAUUGAGAGCAAGGAUGCAGAGUGCUUGUCUUAUUUCUGAUAUGGAGUCUUUCAAAGCAGCUAAUCCAGGUUGUGUUUUAGAAGAUUUUGUAAGGUGGUACUCACCUAGAGACUGGAUAGAGGAUGAAUCUACAACAUCUAAUGAUAAUACACAGACAAAACCUAAAGGUUAUUUAAGUCCAAGAAUGCAAAUACCAGGGAAUGUAUGGUACGAAGCAUGGCAAAGUGCAAAGCCAGUUCCAGCUCAUAGACAGAAAAGAUUAUUUGAUGACACAAAGGAAGCUGAAAAGGUAUUACAUUUCCUGUCUGCCAUGAAACCAGCUGAUGUUAUUUUACAAUUAAUGCCAUGUUUGAUUCAUGCUGCAAUUAUAAAGGUUGUAGAAAAUGAUGAUUCAGAUAUACCCAGAUUGAAGGACAUUUUAGACCAAGUGAUAACUAGAGCUUCCAAAGUGACGAGGGCAUUUAACCAAAAUGCUAAACAUUAUGAGGAUUUACUAAGAAUGAUUACAACACUUGAAAAUAUGAUUGCUCAAGCAAAAUCCUUAAGGACAAAGUUCACAACAGACUUGUUGAAGGAUUGCGAUAAAGAAGAAGAGUUGUCUCAGUUUUUGACGCAAUUACUACAGAAACCAGAAGUAGAUAUAGAAGGAGCUUCACAAGGAACAGUAGGAUCAUGCUUGCAUCAGUUGUUUAUUGCUCAGCAAAAGGAAGUAAACAUGAUUGGAGAAGAAGAGAGUUUAUCAGAAAACAAAAAUAGUGCAAUAUCAGACUUUCCACAACCCUCAGCCAGAGAAUAUAUUCUAAGAACAAUGGCUCCACGGCCUGCUCCAUACUCAAAAACAUUGCCGCAGAAAAUGUUUUGUAGUAUAAUGGUUGGUCAUCAUUUUCAGUUAGCUGGAGCUUUCACUUCGGAUUCUCUGUUUCAGUGAUUUAUGUCAAUUUUAGGAUUUUUAAAUUGUUAAGUCUACAAAAAAUAUGUUGUUAUGUCUUUCUGCUAUUUAUUGAACUAAAAAUAAAAAUUAUAUGCUA